GUCAGCUAAGCACCAUCAUCAUCAUGAGCUACGUCGAGCUACCCAGCGAUGUACAAGGCCAAUCCUAUAUUCGCUGCUCAGCAUUAGCCGCUGGUUUCCUCUGGCUCCCCGACCGUGAAGUCUUUCAAGACAGCCUCGAUCUUGACACCAACAUUGGAAGCAAAGUCCCUUCUCUAUGCUUUCUGCUCCAACACGAACAACAUGGCAAGCUACUCUUCGAUCUUGGCUUGAGGAAGCACGCGUUAGGCUAUCCCCCAGCGAUGGAGGACGAUCUGAAACUUUUUGCAGCCGAGUGCGAAUCAGAUAUCUGCGAUCUACUCAGCCAGGGUGGAACCCAACCAACAGAAAUUCGUACCAUCAUAUAUAGCCACCUUCACUUUGACCACACCGGGGAUCUUUCUCCCUUUCCAUCCGCUCAUCUCAUUCUAGGCGAACACUCCAAGCAACUCUUAGCGUCAGCCUAUCCCAUUAACCCCAAGAGCCGCUUAAACAGCAUCCCCUCAACCCAAACCGUUUCUUACAUUGAAUUCACCGAUCAAGAUUCCCAGAGCCUCUCUUUCGGCGCCUCCGUCCUGGAUUUCUUCAAUGACGGCUCUCUCUACCUCUUGGACGCACCAGGCCACAUGUUAGGCCAUCUAAACGCUCUCGUACGCGUAGCUCCCAAUUCAUUUGUUCUUCUAGCCGGAGACGCUUGUCACAACAGAGCAUGCUACAACCCUGGUGUCCGUCUUGUCAGCACAGAAAAUCACCACGAUAUUCAUGUUGCGAGGGAGACUGUGGAUCGAAUAAAACGGUUUCAUGCUUUGGAUAACGUCGUCGUCAUUCUCUCUCAUGAACGAGAACGACUACACGAGAUGCCGAUGUUUCCUUUAAUGCUUAAUGAUUGGGCGGUUCAGGAGACGGACAGGAAACGUCAACGUAGCAAAUAGUAAAUAUCAAUGUACACAUGCGCAAGGUCAAUCGAUCAUAACCUUUGUCUAUUAUAACAAAUUCCUGAAUAGAGCUACAAUAUACUAUAUUGGUAAAGGAUACAUUACACCAA
Messenger RNA from Marasmius oreades (fairy-ring Marasmius), 1042 nucleotides. RefSeq lists its product as uncharacterized. The record is from RefSeq and is a predicted model, not a curated record. The transcript is spliced from 3 exons. Bases 24 to 929 code for a protein of 301 amino acids. Lineage: Eukaryota; Fungi; Basidiomycota; Agaricomycetes; Agaricales; Marasmiaceae.